CCAUUUUCCUAUCAAUUUUUAACAAUAAAUAACGAAUUGUCUCCACGUCUAUUAUUAUUAUUAUUAUUUUUUUUUUGUAAAAGGGCUGUCCACGUCUAUUUUUACAAUCAUUUUAAACUAAACACAACUAAUAAUUCUAUGAACCGAGAUAAUCACAAUUAAAGAAUUUUUGUCAUUAUGAAGCUAAUACUACCAUUCAUUUGCUAACUAAAAGAGGCAAUAAACAUUAAUUUACUUGAUGAUAACGAUAAGAAACAUUAUUUUACUUUCAAAAGCUUUCUAAUUCUGCAAGAUAUUUUCACCCCUUUCUCUUUUGCUUUCCUUUUUUAAAUCCAAAUUAUUGGCCGCUUAUGGGAACGUGAAAUACAGGAUCAAUUAUAAUCUUGAUUAGCUGUCUUGAUCAAUGCAUCAAAGCCGGCCAAUUUUUUUAAAAAAAGAGAUACACAUCUCUAAUUUUAGUUCCAAAAUAAAAAGAAAAAAAUUAUUUAAUAAAUUUCAAUAUUCCCUAUCUUAAAUCAAUAGUUUCCUCUCUCUAUAUAAACAAAUCUCGCAAAUUACUCAACAAACAGCAACAAAUAUUUUCUCAUUCACUCAAAGUUCAAACCAAAGCAAAACACAACUCUUUUUACGAAGAAGAUGAUGAUGAAGAAGAUGUUUGUUCAGAUCGCAGUGUUUUGUCUAUUGGCUACGAUCGCAGCCGUCUCCGGCCACGAAGGUCACGUUCACAGCCCGGCUCCGGCACCGGGACCGGCAACUAACUCAGCUGUCGUUCCAACCACCAACAUGUUCACCGGAUUGGCUUUUGCUGCCGUAGCGCUUGUUCUUGGUCUCAACCACUGAGUUCAUCAUCACUACUGCAUUCAGCUUUUCUUGUUUGGUUCAGUUUCUAUGAGAUUAUUCUCUUGACUUUCAAUAUUCUUUUUGUUCUAUCAAAGUUUCAUUUUGUUGUUUACCUUAUUUGGUGAAUAAAACAAAACUCCAUUGGACU
This is a messenger RNA of Brassica rapa (field mustard), 988 nucleotides long. Its product is annotated as arabinogalactan protein 24. The record is from RefSeq and is a predicted model, not a curated record. Lineage: Eukaryota; Viridiplantae; Streptophyta; Magnoliopsida; Brassicales; Brassicaceae.